AUGCAUUUUGCUUCGCUUCUUCCGUUGCUCAUCGGCCUCGUUGCCGCGACUGCCAUUCCUCGCCAGGAAUCCAAGAGAUGCACCAAUCCUGUUAAGCGCGUCGAGUUCCGUACUCUGGAUAAGACCCUUCGCAAGGAAUAUACCGACGCCGUUAUGUGCCUUACAAAGAAGCCUUCAAGCAUUAACCUGAAGACAUCUUUGUACGAUGACUUCACUUAUUUGCACACCCAUCUCAACAGGGAAAUUCACUAUGUUGCGCAGUUCCUACCCUGGCACAGAUACUUCACCCAUCUCUACCACAAGCAGCUCCAGGCUUGUGGCGACACUGGCCCCAUGGUGUACUGGGACUGGGUUAAGGAUUCCAAGGACACUGCCAAGUCUGAUUUCUGGGACGCUGAAACCGGAGUUGGCGGCAACGGCGGUGACAAGACCGAGAAGACCAGCGACGGCCGUGAAUGGAAGUGUCUGGUGGGCGGACCUUUCAAGGACAUCCGCCCUGCUUACAGUUUGGUUCUUUCCAACGAGCACUGCUUGUCUCGCGACUUCUUCGAUGGCGAGAACCGUCCUGGUAACAUGCGUGCUUCCGGCUACACACCCGAGGUCAUCGCCGAGAUGAACAAGCUUCCCGAUUUUGAAGCCUUCGAGUUUCAGCUGGAGAACGUUCCUCACGGCUCCAUCCACAGCGCCGUCGGUGGCCAAAUGGGAGACAUGGGCCCCUCCUCUUCCCCCAACGAUCCCGUCUUCUUCAUGCACCACACCCAGGUCGACCGCUUGUGGGCUCUCUGGCAAGAGCAGGACCGCGACACCCGCCUAAAGGAUUACUCCGGUAUCCGAGAGCGUCUGGAGACACCCAACAGCGGCAACGCUACAGCCGGUGGAAACUCGACCAUGGAAAUGCCUAACCCUCGCGCUAAGAUUACCGAUAUCAUGCCCUUUAUGGGCUUGGUUGGUGCCGAGGAUAUCCCCGUCUCCGAUGUCAUGGAUACCAAGAGCGACCUCCUCUGUUAUACAUACUAA
Messenger RNA from Fusarium coffeatum, 1017 nucleotides. RefSeq lists its product as uncharacterized. Gene Ontology annotation, molecular function: oxidoreductase activity. The transcript is spliced from 4 exons. Bases 1 to 1017 code for a protein of 338 amino acids. The record is from RefSeq and is a predicted model, not a curated record. Lineage: Eukaryota; Fungi; Ascomycota; Sordariomycetes; Hypocreales; Nectriaceae.